Molecule: messenger RNA, 2062 nt
Organism: Cyprinus carpio (common carp)
Lineage: Eukaryota; Metazoa; Chordata; Actinopteri; Cypriniformes; Cyprinidae
Biological process (GO): regulation of transcription by RNA polymerase II
Cellular component (GO): nucleus
Molecular function (GO): RNA polymerase II cis-regulatory region sequence-specific DNA binding; DNA-binding transcription activator activity, RNA polymerase II-specific
Source: RefSeq, a predicted model, not a curated record
GAGAGGGCGGGGUUUGUGAGCUAUACUGGGUCCAGCCGCUGGGGGCGAUCGAGACGCUCUGACGUCACUCUGCAGCAGCGCUCGUGCGCAUGCGCGGGUAAGUGAGCGGAGCUGCGCGAGAGUGCUGAGAGUUGUACGAAUUGAUUGAAGACCAUGAGGAGAAAGAAGAAUUCUGAGGAGAAAAAUCAUGCCAGAAGUGGAGAAAACCCCAAACAGAAAGAUUUAAAGAAAAUAAUUUCCAAGAAAUCUUUCACCUGCACUCAGUGUGGAAAGAGUUUCACAUACAAACAUAUUCUUGAGCGUCACAUGAGAAUUCACACUGGAGAGAAACCAUACACUUGUGAUCAGUGCGGGAAGAGUUUCACACAAUCAGCACACCUUAAAGAUCACAUGGACAUCCACACUGGAGAGAAACUGUACACAUGUGAUCAAUGUGACAAAACAUUUUUGUGGGCUUCAGUCCUGAAGAAACAUCUGGUAGUUCAUACAAAGGAAAAACCGCAUUCAUGUCAUUUGUGUGGAAAGAGUUUUUCACGGCUACAAAGUCUGAAAAGACAUCAGAAAAUACAUACUGGUGUGAGAGAGUGCAUGUGCUUUGAGUGUGGGAAGACUUUUACUACAGCGGGUGGUUUAAAAAAGCACCAGAGGAUCCACACUGGAGAGAAACCUUAUAAGUGUUCAUACUGUGACCAGAGAUUCAUUCAGUCAGGAACACGAAAAAGACAUGAGAGAACCCACACUGGAGAGAAACCAUACGCAUGUGAUCAGUGCGGGAAGAGAUUUUUUAGAGAUACAGUCCUGAAACAGCACAUGGUAGUUCAUACAAAGGAGAAACCACAUUCAUGUCAUUUGUGUGGAAAUAGGUUUUCACAUCGACAAAGUUUGAAAGAACAUGAGAAAAUACAUACUGGUGUGAGAGAUUACAUGUGCUUUGAGUGUGAGAAGACUUUUACUUCAGCAAAGUAUUUAAAGCUGCAUGAGAGGAUUCACACUGGAGAGAAACCUUACAAGUGUUCACACUGUGACAAGAGAUUCAGACUGUCAGCAAAUAUGAAAACACACGAGAUGAUUCACACUGGAGACAAACCGUUCACAUGUGAUCAGUGCGGGAAGAGAUUCACACUAAAAGCAAACCUUACAGACCACAUGAGAGUUCAUACUGGAGAGAAACCAUUCACUUGUGAUCAGUGCGGAAAGAGUUACACAUGCUCAUCAGCCCUUAAGCUACACAUGGACAUCCACACUGGAGAGAAACCGUACACAUGUGAUCAGUGUGGCAAAACAUUUUUGAGAGCUUCAUUCCUGAAGCAGCACCUGACUUUUCAUACAAAGAAGAAGCCACAUUCAUGUCAUUUGUGUGGAAAGAGUUUUUCACGUCCAGAACAUUUAAAAGUGCAUCAGAAAGUACAUACUGGUGUGAGAGACUACAUGUGCUUUGAGUGUGAAAAGACUUUUACUUCAGCGAGCAGUUUAAAACUGCAUGAGAGGAUUCACACAGGAGAAAAACCUUUUAAGUGUUCACACUGUGACAAGAGAUUCAGAGAUUCAGGACAUCUGAAAACACACAAGAGGAUUCACACUGGAGAGAAACCUUUUAAGUGUUCACACUGUGUCAAGAGAUUCAGUCAGUUAGGAAAUCUGAAAAAACAUGAGAGGAUCCACACUGGAGAGAAACCGUACACAUGUGAUCAGUGCGGGAAGAGUUUUGCAAUAAAAGGAAGCUUUACAUACCAUAUGAGAAUUCAUACGGGAGAGAAACCGUUCACUUGUGACCAGUGCGGAAAAAGUUUCAAACACUCAUCGACCCUCAAGGUACACAUGAACAUCCACACUGGAGAGAAACCUUAGAAGUGUUCACACUGUGACAAGAGAUUCGGAGAUUCAGGAAAUCUGAAAACACAUGAGAGGGUCCACACUGGAGAGAAACCAUUCAAGUGUUCACAUUGUGACAAGAGAUUCAGUCUGUCAGCAAAUCUGAAAACACACAAGAGGAUCCACACUGGAGAGAAACCGUAUCACUGCAUGUGGGAAGUGUUUCAAUAAUUCAUCUUCUCUACAUCAU